Messenger RNA from Capsaspora owczarzaki ATCC 30864, 2143 nucleotides. RefSeq names its product solute carrier family 24. The transcript is spliced from 7 exons. Gene Ontology annotation, biological process: intracellular calcium ion homeostasis; transmembrane transport; monoatomic cation transport. Gene Ontology annotation, molecular function: monoatomic cation transmembrane transporter activity. Gene Ontology annotation, cellular component: membrane. NCBI's taxonomy places the organism in Eukaryota, Filasterea, Ministeriida, Capsasporidae. The record is from RefSeq and is a predicted model, not a curated record. Bases 419 to 2143 code for a protein of 574 amino acids.
GGAAAACAGCAACGAAGCCGAAAUCGGAUUUGGAAGAUUUUGCUGGUUUUUUCGAUUUUUUUCAAUUUUUUCGAUAUUUGUCCUAAAAGGCCAUAUGACCCGAGUCCAGCGAGAGAGAGAGAGGGAGAGAGGGAGAAGGAGACGGACAAAAAGGGGUGAAGAAUCAAUUGAAGAAGGAAUGCCAUGCAAAAGGACUCAUGAUCGUCGCACUGGGAACUGCAGAAGACCGACGUUUGGGACAGAUUGCCCAACUGUGAAGAAGAACUGUGAUCUGACCUGACUCACUUUGCUCUUUGGUCAAAUCGGUUAGUGCGAACACAUUGGAUCGCAGAACGACUCGUGCUGGUUUGUCAAGAACACGGACGACUGCCAACCAGAUGGUGGAUUCAUCAACUACCUCGAACUCCCGUACUGCGUCAUGCCGCUCCCCGCUGCCAUGUUCAUCCUGCUGUUCUGGCUCGCGUUCUUGUUCGUCAUGCUCGGUGUUACGGCCCAAGAUUACUUUGUCCCCGCCCUGACGGUCAUUUCAGACUUUCUCCACCUCAGUCAAAACGUCGCGGGUGUCACCUUCCUUGCGUUCGGCAACGGCGCUCCCGACAUUUUCAGUGUCAUUGCUGCCUUGACUGCAGCAAAGGAUGGUGCAGGUUUUGCCGUCGGAGAGCUUUUUGGCGCUGGUGUCUUCCUCACCACCGUCCUUGUCGGCGCAGUGUCGCUUGUGGGCCACAUCAAGCUCACCCGGCGCCCGUUCUUGCGCGACGUCUCGUUCAACAUUGUGACCGUCUCCCUGAUCCUGCUGCUGCUCUGGCAAGGCAAGAUCUACUUGUGGCAGGGUGCAUGCUUCAUUGCCAUCUAUACCAUCUAUGUCUGCACGGUCGUCUUUGGUCGCCGACUCUACCAAGCGCGAAAGCUAAAGCGCGAGGCCGAAGCCCGAGCGAAUGGCGAGGUUGUCGAUAAGCCCGAUCGCAAGUCACGCGAUUCAGAUGUCUCUGGUGACGUCUCUGUUGCUGGCGGCAUCAAUUCGACUGGGAUUGCCAUCUCUGUUGAGCCGGUCGACAUGCCCUCCACUCCCACCACGCCCACCACUGACGAGAUUGACCCGGACGCUGAUGGAUUCCUCGGCCAUAUCUCUCGCAGCAUUCGCUCAAAGUCAAUGAAGGAGGUCACUGAAAACCACCACAGCCGUUCUCGCACCACCUCGCCUCGUCCUUCCGGCCAACACAGCAUCGAAGCCGCGCUUUCCCCUUCAGAAGCCCUCACCACCUCGCUCUUGGGUCACCCAGUGCUCUCCAGCGUCCCUGCCGGCAAAGCCAAGACACCUCGAACCAGCUUUGUCAAGGAUGAACACACACCUCUGAUGCGAACGGAGAGUGAUGAGCAAUCCUUGGCAAGCACCCUCUCGACAACACUGCCGACGCUUGUUGGGGGUCUGAUGCCCGUCGAUCUUGAGGCCUGGGAAAACGACCGCUGGUUCCACAAGGCCUUCCAGAUCUUCAAGAUUCCGAUUUACGUCAUGCUCAAUCCUACCUGCCCUGUCAUUGACAAGGACGAGCAAAUGCACAACUGGAACAAGAACCUCUACGUGCUCCAGUGCUUGCUGGCGCCUAUCGUCGGUGUACUGCUGACCAAUUUGUUUGCAACCGAACUCGGUGGCGGCUUCACCGUGUGGAUGCUCGCUCUCAUCGCUGGUGUUCUUCUCUCUGCGCUUGUCUUUUUCACUUCCGAGUACGAUCGCCCGCCCAAGUACCACACUGCAUUUGCUUUUGUUGGCUUUGCAGUGGCGGUGGUCUGGAUUUACGCGACCGCAAACGAGAUUGUCGACUUGCUCGAGACAUUCGGUCGAGUGCUCACUCUCAGUGAUGCCCUUCUCGGUCUGACGGUGCUUGCACUGGGCAACAGUAUCGGCGAUAUGCUUCUUGGUAUUGGUCUUGCAAGUAUCGUGGCAUGUACCACCAUUGAAGAUCCCUAUCCGUUUGAGAUGUCAAGUCACAUGCUUGCAUCCGGUUUGUUCUUCCUCGGCUCGCUCAUCUCCUCCCUGAUUUACGUGCCAUUGAACGGAUUCGGUGUUGGCCGCAAGUAUGGCAUUUAUCUGCUGGUCUUGUACACUGCCUUCUUUGUGACAUCCAUUACGCUCGAAUUCGUUUAA